AUGAGAAGUGUUCUUAACGUAGCCGUUAUUGCCAUUAUAAAUCCAGACGACAAAAAUAAAGAUUAUCCGACAUACCCUGAAUGGAAACCAAAGAAGAACCUGAUGUUAUCCUCUUUUUUCUGGGGCUACAUCUGUCUACAAAUUGGAGCCGGCCAGCUAGCGAAAAACUACGGUCCCAAACGAUUUUUAUGCUGUGCCAUCUUUAUUACAUCGUUGUUUACUAUACUAACGCCAGUACUAGGAGGAGUACUAGGUCAAGCUUUAGGAAAUGUGUUUUCGAUGCCCAUUACAGGCAUAAUUUGUAAUUCCAAAUUAGGAUGGCCAGUAGCCUUUUACACGUAUGGUGCCUUAGGAAUUUGUUGGUGUAUCUUAUGGAUACUUUUAGGAGCGGAUAGUCCAUCCAAGCAUAAAAGUAUAUCUAGAGAUGAGAAAGAUUUUAUAGAAUCAUCAUUAAUGAAGGAAGAAGAUAUCUCGGAAAUUCCAACACCAUGGAAAUCUAUUUUUACUUCUCUACCAGUGAUGGCUAUAAUAGUUACUCACUGUGGACAAAAUUGGGGAUUUUGGACUUUGCUUACUGAAAUUCCAAGUUUUAUGGAAAAUAUAUUACAUGAAAAUAUAUCCUCGAAUAGUCUUCUUUCUGCAUUACCAUACUUCGUAAUGUGGUUUAUGACGUUGGUAUUCAGUCCUAUAGCUGACUUGGUCAUUGACAAAAAAUUCGUCAGUGUAAUCACCAGUAGAAAAAUUUUCAAUUCAAUCGGACUGGCAUUUCCAGCUGUGGCUUUAAUAUCGUUAUGUUUUAUUGACACCAAAUGGAGUACGAUAUCCCUAUUGGUUAUUGCCAUGGGAUUCAACGCUGCCCAGUAUUCCGGUUUUAACAUUAAUCAUAUAGACCUAUCACCUAUUCAUGCUGGUACUCUCAUGGCUAUCACAAAUAGUUUUGCUACAAUUUGUUCCAUUUUGGCACCAUUGGCUGUAGAUUUGAUCAGAAUUAUAAGUGGUUUUGAAGAGAAUGAUAAAACCUUAUGGAAUAUCGUAUUCUGCACGACAUCUGGAAUCUACCUAUUUGCUAUGGUUUUCUACAUUUUAUUUGCUUCUGGAGAUUUACAACCUUGGAACUUUAGUGAUCCUAAAGUUGCCGAAAGACCAUCAGUUCAAGACAAAGUGAAAUUAAGGAUUUUACGAAAGAUAUCAGUUAUUUCCACAGCCUAAUUGUUUUGUAGAAAAAUCUCAAUUAGAAUAUUAUUAACUUCAUAGUUUUGUGUAAAAAAAGGAUUGCACAUUUGUGAAAUAUUAAAGAUUGUGGAGUGAAGUAGACACCAUUUUGGUUUAUUCUUAAAGACUUGCUAUUUGUUGAUUAGAAAUGUGUUAUUGUUUGUUAUUUAUGGUAAAACCUUUAAAGAAGAAUUUAUAUACAAGAGUUUGUUAUUUAUGGUAAAACCUUUAAGUAAAACAUUUCCUACUGUAGGGAAGAUUAGGGCAAAAUGGUCCCUCUCGGCAAAAAAAAACCGUUUUUUUAGGCUAGAAAAAACAAAAUACUAAAUAAAUAAGUACAGUUUAAUCAGACAAUAAGUGGAGUAUAGCAG
Diabrotica balteata is the source of this 1583-nucleotide messenger RNA. Lineage: Eukaryota; Metazoa; Arthropoda; Insecta; Coleoptera; Chrysomelidae. The record is from the annotation of a GenBank genome assembly.